This is a messenger RNA of Acomys russatus (golden spiny mouse), 1860 nucleotides long. It is a transcript of the gene Hhla1, whose product is annotated as HERV-H LTR-associating 1. The transcript is spliced from 17 exons. The record is from RefSeq and is a predicted model, not a curated record. Lineage: Eukaryota; Metazoa; Chordata; Mammalia; Rodentia; Muridae. Bases 9 to 1634 code for a protein of 541 amino acids.
UUCCCAGCAUGACGAGCUUCCUGCUGCAUGGUCCUCCAAUGAGGCUGUGUAUGGGUCUCACCUGUAUCUUCUCUCUCUGGAAUUCAGUGACUGGUCUUAAGGGAGAAGGCAAGAAUGAGAAGGGAAUGGCUCUCCUACCUGCAACAGUGUCUGGAAACAAAGGCCUCAAGAAGGGAAAAUAUGGAUCCUUCCUUCAUGAAGAAGAGUCUGUCUUCAAAGAAGAAAAGGUGGUCAAGGGCGUAGGGGUUCUUGCAACUACAGAACUCCCAGGCAAGUCAGUUGAUCUGUCUGCACUCAACCUGACAGAGCUUGUGAAUGGGAUGCUCAGGAGAGCUUUGAAAGACAACAAGCAAUUCUUCUCCGUGCUUAGCAUUACUUCUUAUAGUUCAUUUGCCUUCCACAAAGUCUCUGUGGCCAUCUACAACAUUUCCAACCCAAAGACAGUUGACCCAGGCAAAUUCCCUACCAGGUACUGCUACUGUUUGAGCAAUAGGACCAAUGACUUAUCAGAUUUCACAGCAUUGCUAGUGGACAUCGUUGGAAAUUCUACCAGCUACCUCACUGAGAUUUUUAAGUCAACCUCCAUCCUCUCGGUGAGUCAGACCAAUGAAUCCGACUGUGUCUUCAUCUGUGUGAUGGCGGGGAAGUCAGGGAGGAAUCUCUCUGACUUCUGGCAGAUGGUGGAGAAAUCCCCUGUUGUCAACUACACAUUUACCAGUGGAGUGUCCAGUGCUUUGGGUGCAACUACUAGGGGAAUAGCGAGGACUUCAAGGCUUGAGAGCCAAAGCCAACAGUCACUUCUAAGAUCACACCCUGAACUUUGGACCACACAGUGGGUGUCUGCUUUGAAGACCUUCCCCUGGACAAAAACAAGUACUCCUUCAGAGAAAAAGCCGACCGAAAAUAAAGUGACCUUUCCAGAGCUUCCUGUUGGGGCCAUAGCCACAGAGAGGAGUGCCUCUCACACACAGUCAACCUCAGAGAACAUGACCAGAGCACCAUGGGUGACAAACAGACACAUGCAGGCUUCUACAGUAUCCAUGUCUACAUCACAGACCAUGGAUAAGAGCACACCAGGAGGGCCACCCUGGGCAAACUUUCCCUCCCGUGCAGAUGCUCAGCAACUCAGGAGCACAGGAAGCCCGUUGCAUCCUUCUGGGAUACUGACCACACCCAGAAGACUAGCACAGCCCAGCGCAGCCUCAGGAACACUCACUCCUGGAACACAGACUCCAAAUCCAACCAAAGCACCGGCCCCUAGAGACCCGCAGAGAGAUGGUGAUCCUCUGGAGUGGCAAUUCACCCCUGAGUCACAGCCAGCCCUGGUCCCCGCAGCCCAUCAAGUUUCAAGGUGUCCUCGGCCACUCCUCAAAGAGGAAGCCAUUACAGAUGCUCCUCUGUCCCUGACCAUGAAGAAACUGAACCCAUGCCUGAUGGAACUCUGCCGCUUCUUCCAGCAAUGCCUCUGUGCCAGACGGAAGCAGGAUUUCAGUUCAGAAGCCAUGAGGUAUUGCCUGGAAUACUACUCUUGGUUUCUGAAGAACGCUACGCUGAUCUGUCAGAGGGUGAAGAGGGUGUCCCACUCUCGCACCUUGAAGCAAAACUGCCUUGACAAUGUCUGCAAGUCUGUGUGAGCCCCUAACAGUGACUUCUGGCACCAAACCUUCACCCUGGCUUUGUUCCAGCUUGGCCGUAUUUUCAGAAUCCAUGCAUGCCCCAGCCAAGUCAUCUAUAGAAAGGAAGACUUUUUCUUUGGAGGCAGAGAGGGUUUCUCUCCUGUCAGUCUGUAGAAUGCAUUGAAGGCAGAAGCUUUACAAUCAAUGGAGUAACACCAGGCUUCUCUGCCUGCUUCAGAGCAGU